AAGACUCACUCUUCUUUUAUACUAAUUCUCUUAAACAGCCCAUUAAAAUGGAUCGUCGCUACGAUUACCCUCCUAGACCACGUUUUACACAUCCAAGACCGAGAUAUGACGACAGAUACUACAGACCACGAUACCAUCCUUCACCACCACCACCACCUUCGCCUUAUAGGUAUCCCAGACCUCCUCCUCGUCCUUCUUCUCCUUACUACUACCCAGCAAGACCAAGGGAUUAUCACAGCUAUUACCACCAUUCCCGAUCUUCCUCAUCGAGACAUGAUGAUAGAAGAAGGCCAGAGAAAGUGUCGAAUGGGUCAACAUCAAGAAAACAAGAAGAAGAGAUAAAGAGCAUGGGCCCAUCGCAAUCAAAAGAGGAGCAAAGAGAAGCAACAAUCGAAAAAGAACAGAAACCAAUAGAAGAAGAGAAAAAGCCAGUGAUAAAAGAAGCCGUGAUUUCGUUUGAUUCAGAUGGAGAAGAUGAUUGGGUGAAUGAAACCAUGGUGCAAUCGAGCCAUGAGCCAAAACAAGAAGAACCACAGGAAGAGAAAAAGAAACAAGAAAAGGACAGUUUACCGGAAACAUGGAUAUCUUGUCAGACAGAGAAAGGAGAAGUUUACUAUUAUAAUCAAAUAACGCGUAAGAGUGUAUGGGAUAUAAAAGACAUUCAUGACAAUAGAGGAGCAAAUAGCAGUGAUCAUCGUCCUGUGAAAAGAGAAGUGCAUCAUUAUCAUCGUACCGAGAUACGUCAAGUACGACCUUAUUAUGACAGAUAUCCAUCUCCACCUUCUUCUAAUAUACCGCCCUCACCGCCACUACCAUCGUCACCAUCGUCGUCGUCACCAUCAGCACCAGGUCGAUAUUAUCCACGGCGUUAUCCACCUUACCAUCAACCACCUCUAUAUCAACCGAGAUGGGCAGAUAGAAGAGCGAUGAGAAGAAACGAACCUUAUGAAAAGAGAUACAGAUAAUGCUUUUUUGAAUUAUUUUAUAUAAAAUGUUUGUUUUAUCCCCAAAGUUUUUUCUGUCAUGUAUGGGACACACACACACACAUACACACAC
Molecule: messenger RNA, 1056 nt
Organism: Rhizopus microsporus ATCC 52813
Lineage: Eukaryota; Fungi; Mucoromycota; Mucoromycetes; Mucorales; Rhizopodaceae
Exons: 1
Coding region: 48-965 (305 amino acids)
Molecular function (GO): protein binding
Source: RefSeq, a predicted model, not a curated record